AUGGAUAAAAACACGAGUGACAUGAAGCCAAAUCCUAAAGAGACCGCAAAUGUCUUCAGUGUUCUAUGCUUCUGGUGGUUGCGAGAAUUAUUUACGAUAGGUUUCAAGCGCGAUUUGGAAGAAUCCGACAUUUAUCGACCAAUCAAAACAGACGAAUCUAAAAAACUAACCGAUCAUCUCGAGAACGUAGUGCGCGUAAUGAUACCGAUCUUGCAAAGUUGGAUCAUCAAAUAUUUCGUUAUUGAUCCAAACACGAAGAAUAAGAUCGAGACGAACGAGGUGAUGAUCUACAUCAGCCUUCUGGUCAUUGUCAAUGUCAUCUCUACUAUGUUAUUACAUCACACUUUUAUGCAAUCGGUGCAUAUUGGCAUGAAGAUACGCAUCUCCUGCAGUUCUCUUCUCUAUCGGAAGCUAUUACGGUUGAACACAGCAUCCAUGAACCAAACCGGUGCCGGACAGAUCAUGAAUCUUCUCAGCAAUGACGUUAUUCGCUUCGAUCAAUUAACAAUGUGCCUAAAUUAUAUAUGGAUCACGCCUCUUAUGACCGCGAUCAUAGGCACAAUAAUGUGGCAAAAAAUAGGUAUUUCAAGUUUUGUUGGUAUAGGGUCAAUGUUUAUUAUCGUCCUUCCAGGACAAGGGACUUUGAGCUUUUUGAAUCACAGGCUCAGAGCUAUGAUUGCGCCACUGACCGACCGAAGAGUGCAGUUAAUGAGCGAACUCAUAGCUGGGAUACAGGUGGUGAAGAUGUACGUUUGGGAGAAACCGUUCAGCCAGAUUGUGUCAGUAAUCAGAAAGUUGGAGAUCAAGCAAAUCAAGUACUCAUCACAAAUGCGAGCCGCAUAUUUGGCCAUCAUAGUUUUCACUGAACGAUUUACCGUCUACUUAACUCUGAUAACAUUUGUUCUAUUGGGGAAUACUUUGACUGUCGACGUGACCUAUGAAUUGUCAACAUACUUUAACAUACUCCAACUUGUCGUUGCGUUGUACCUUCCUCUGGGGCUAAUAAUGCUAGGUGAAUCGAUAGUGUCUUUCAAUCGAUUGGAGAACUUUUUGCUGAUGGAUGAAGUAAACAUGAGAUGCUCGGAGAAGACACUACAGUGUAAAUCUCAAAAACCAAAGGAAGUAACUAAUGCAGAGAAUCAAAUAGACAGAUACAUCUCGAGAAAUGGAAGUAUAGUUCUGUCCGAGGCUCAAGAAAUAUCUGACCUUCCGGUAUAUGUGAAGCUUCAGCGUGUUUCAGCCAAUUGGAUUAGCGGCCAAUUGCCGCCAACUUUGUGCAACAUCAGCUUGACUAUCAAGCCGGGUCAAUUGUGUGCUGUAGUCGGAGCUGUAGGCUCCGGCAAAUCGUCAGUGUUACAUUUGUUGCUAAAGGAGCUGAAUCUCGGCACGGGUUCCGUAAUCCUUACUCAGGGCUCGAAGUAUAAUUUUUCGAGCAAUUUGUCCACUGGAUAUAUCACGAACAAUCCAAAUCUGCGUAUUUCCUAUGCCAGUCAGGAACCCUGGCUUUUUGUUGGUACUGUGAGGGACAACAUACUGUUUGGUCAGCCCUAUAACAAGGCUAGAUACAUGCAGAUAGCAAAUGUAUGCGCCUUGACGAAGGAUUUCCGACAAUUUCCACAGGGAGACAUGACAUUGGUCGGAGAUAGAGGCGUAUCUCUGUCCGGUGGGCAAAGAGCGCGAAUCAACCUCGCGAGGGCGGUUUAUAGACAGGCGGAUGUCUAUUUGCUCGACGAUCCCUUGAGCGCGGUGGAUACUCGCGUUGCUAGGCAUCUCUAUGGGAAGUGCAUUACCGAGUAUCUCCAUGGCAAGACGAGGAUACUUGUCACUCAUCAAUUGCAAUUUCUUAAACGGUCGGAUCACAUUGUCGUACUAGAUCGAGGUUUCUUGAAAAUGCAAGGAAAUUAUAACGAAUUAAUAAAAUCAAAUAAAGAUUUCAUUGAAAUGUUGGACAAUUUGAACAACCAAGCGCAGAGAAAAGAAGAGGACAUGAAAAGAGCUUCGGAAACGUCCAGGAGGAUCACGGUAACGAGACGGGUCUCAAGAUUAUCGACUACAAGUUCCAUCAUUCACUCGGACAUUGAUGAUUCGGAUCUUGCGGAGAACAGCUCAGAAACUGAGAUGACGGCACACGGUCGAGUAGCUGGAAGAGUGUACAAAGAGUAUCUGCAUAACGGCGGUAAUUAUUUUACGCUAUCCGUACUGCUGAUAAUCUUCAUCAUCAGUCAGGUCGCUACCAGCGGGAAUGAUAUCUGGCUCUCAUACUGGACUAACUUGGAGGAUGUCAGACGUAUUGAAAACACUAGUGACGUCAAACAAUUCGCGAACAUGUACAAUAAUAGCUUCCUUGGGUCAAUCUUCACGUUAAACCCAGACGGUCUGCUCAGUACUGUGGACGCCAUAUACGUAUACACAUUCUGUAUCAUCGCUUGCAUCGUUACUACACUGUUACGCAGUUUUCUUUAUAUGAAUAUUUCCAUGAACUCGAGCAGCAACCUUCACAACACCAUGUUCUUCAAACUGCUGCAGGCGCGCAUGUCUUUCUUUCACAGCAAUCCUUCCGGGAGAAUUUUAAACAGAUUUUCGAAGGACAUAGGUAUUAUAGAUGAAUGGCUGCCCAGAAUGAUGUUGGAUGGAUUCCAGGGAUAUUUCGUAGUAUGUGGUAUAAUGAUUAUAGAGGUGAUAAUUAAUCAAUGGUUGCUGAUUUUGAUAGCCAUGGUAGUUGUCUUGCUUUUCUUUGCUACAAAAUUUUAUACGAAGAUUUGUCAGAACCUCAAACGACUCGAAGGCAUAAUGAAAAGUCCGAUAUUCUCGCACGUAAAUGCAACACUGAAUGGUUUGCCGACGAUCAGAAGCAGCGGCGCUGAAAUCGAGAAGAUAAUGAGAAAACAGUUCGAUAUGUUGCAAGAUCGUCACAGCGGCACGUGGUAUCUCUUCUUAACAUGCGAGGCGGCCUUUAGUAUCUUUACGGACAUAAUUAUGUGCCUAUUCCUCGCCUGCGUUUGCUUUUCUCUAAUACCAAUGAAUGAGACUGGUGGCAUAGACGGCAGCAAAGCAGGUCUAGCAAUAUCGCAGUCAUUGAUCAUAAUUUGUUGUCUGCAAUAUACCAUAAAACAGUUUAGCGAGGCGAUGUCACUAAUGACCUCCGUGGAAAGGAUUCUUCAGUACACGAAUCUUCCUAAGGAGGAAUCUAUUGCCUCGGACAAUCCACCGCCACCUACAUGGCCGUCCCAAGGACAAUUAAUCUUAAAGAACGUUAACAUGAAAUAUCAUGAGGACGAUCCACCAGUUUUGAAAAAUCUAAACGUAUCCAUCGAGCCUGGCUGGAAAGUUGGGGUGGUUGGACGAACAGGCGCCGGCAAGUCUUCUUUAAUCUCGGCGCUCUUCCACUUGAUCAAUGAAGGUUUAGAAGGAGAGAUCAAGAUCGAUGAUCGAGACACAAGCACGGUGGGCCUGAGUGAACUACGCUGCAAGAUCUCUAUUAUACCACAGGAACCUGUGCUUUUUUCCGAGAGUUUACGUUACAAUCUGGAUCCGUUCAAUCAGUACGACGACAUGAAGCUGUGGGAGGUGCUGCGGCAAGUCGAGUUGAAUGAUGUCGCGCUGGACCACGAUAUCUUCUCUGGCGGUCAUAACUUCAGUGUCGGCCAGAGGCAACUCAUAUGUCUGGCUAGAGCUAUCUUGAGAAACAAUCGUUUGCUCGUUCUCGAUGAAGCCACGGCCAAUAUUGAUUCGCACACGGAUGCUUUAAUUCAGAAUACAAUAAGGAGCAGUUUUAAAGAAUGCACUGUUAUCACGAUAGCACAUCGUUUGAAUACAAUUAUAGAUAGCAAUCGGAUCAUCGUGAUGGAGAACGGUCACAUCGUGGAAUUCGGUUGUCCAUAUGAACUGUUACAUGACAAUCCAAAUGGUUACUUUUCACAAAUGGUGGAGAAGACGGGUAACCAGAUGGCGCAAAAUCUUUUAGAACAGGCGAAGAAGGCUUGCGAGAAGAAUAAUGAUAAUUGUGAACUGAGUUCGUCGGCGCAAAAUACCGAGAGUGAGAGCGACGCUACGAUCACGGAACAGACCGCUUUGUAG
This is a messenger RNA of Cyphomyrmex costatus, 4077 nucleotides long. RefSeq names its product multidrug resistance-associated protein 4. Bases 1 to 4077 code for a protein of 1358 amino acids. NCBI's taxonomy places the organism in Eukaryota, Metazoa, Arthropoda, Insecta, Hymenoptera, Formicidae. The record is from RefSeq and is a predicted model, not a curated record. Gene Ontology annotation, biological process: transmembrane transport. Gene Ontology annotation, molecular function: ATP binding; ATP hydrolysis activity; ABC-type transporter activity. Gene Ontology annotation, cellular component: membrane. The transcript is spliced from 16 exons.